AAGCUAGGGAUGACACCAUCAAGGAUCGUCGGACCUUUUGCGCCUACGUCCGACACCGCGGAUAUAUGCCUGCUCUCGCUCAAUAGCCAUUUUCUGCAGACAAAGGGGGCUGUUGAAUAGGGCUCUCGAAAAGGCACAAGGGUCCCCGGGGGCUCUUGUUGAAAAGGAAUCCGGCAAGAUGUGGAGUAACCUGAAAAGCAAAUGCCAAACCCUGUUUCACAGCAACAGCCCGGGACCCAACGAAGGCAGGAACGAGGCAGAUGCCGUCCACUGCGUGGUGGAUCUCAGCCACGGAGGGGCCUCCUCGGCUUCGCUUCAGGCGUCUGACGUUCCCACCUCGUCCGGCAGCCACCUUCCAGCGCCAAUGGUAACCGUAGGGCGUCGUCAUCACAACUGCGUCUCCGACGCCGCCCCUCAGAUCGUCGAGAUCGCUAUCGACAAGGACGCCGAGGAUGCGGGCGGGGGGGGAUCGGCCCCUCUGGCUCGCAGAGACUCUUAUUCCCGCCACGCUCCGUGGGGGGGUAAGAAAAAACACUCGUGCUCCACAAAAACUCAAAGUUCCUUCGAGGUGGAGCGACGGUCCGGCCGCCUGCGAGGAAGCGGAAACCGUCGAGACCGGCGCUACGGAGUCUGCUCCAUCCAGGAGAUGAGCGACACUUUGUCCGGAGCUCGCGGUUUGAACGGUCGCUCUCUGCGUCAGCGACUGAGCGACACCGUGGGCCUCUGCUUACCGCUAGCGGCCGGCAGACGCUCCGCCAAGAACCCGGUUCUUUCCAAACGAAAGAUUCACCUGACGGAGCUCAUGCUGGAGACCUGCCCCUUUCCACCGGGCUCAGACCUUGCCCACAAGUGGCAUCUGAUCAAACAACACACGGCGCCAGUGAGCCCACAUUCCUCCACUGCCCUGUUGGACGCCUUUGACCCGGCACACCCUUCUCCCGAGGACGAGGAGGAACGUCUGCGCGAACGCCGCAGACUCAGCAUCGAGGAAGGCGUGGACCCACCUCCGAACGCCCAGAUCCACACCCUGGAGGCGGCCGUGCCGGGCUCGUCUGUCUACAAACUGGGACCAAAGAUGGCUCCCGGCACGGGAGACGCUCCCGGCGACGGCCGAGCCUCGGGAACGGCCGGUUCCUUUGGAGCGUCAACGUCGGGGGCUUGCGGACAGGCGUCGGGGCCGGCGGCUUCGGCCCAGGACACCGACUCCGAGGAGGACUCGACGACCCUGUGUCUCCAAGCCAGGAGACCCAAACAAAGGCACGCCUCCGGGGAAGGUCACCUGAGCAGACAGCAAGCCGCCGGGCCCUGGAAGGUUCACACCCAAAUCGACUACAUCCACUGCCUUGUGCCCGAUUUAUUGCAGAUCACCUCUUUGCCCUGCUACUGGGGCGUGAUGGACCGCUACGAGGCCGAGUCGCUGCUGGACGGCCGUCCGGAGGGCACCUUCCUGCUGCGCGAUUCGGCCCAGGAGGACUAUCUUUUCUCGGUCAGCUUCCGGCGUUAUAACCGCUCGCUGCACGCCCGCAUCGAACAGUGGAACCACAACUUCAGUUUUGACGCCCACGAUCCUUGCGUUUUCCACUCUUCCACCGUCACGGGGCUCCUGGAGCACUACAAGGACCCGAGCGCCUGUAUGUUUUUCGAACCUCUGCUCACGGCGCCCCUCCAUCGGACAUUUCCCUUUAGCCUGCAGCACCUUGCGCGCGCAGCCAUCUGCCGCUGGAGCACUUACGACGGGAUCGGCUCUCUGCCGCUGCCCCCCGCCUUGCAGGACUUCCUCAAGGAGUAUCACUAUAAACAGAAAGUCCGAGUUCGCUGGCUGGAAAGGGAGCCGCCGCUGCCGCCGCCGCCGCCGCUGAAAGUCAAAUAGUCCGUUUGCCUGUCAAACCGUGGAGGAAGAUUACCGAACUUGAGAAAUGCCUCAUUACUGACUGACUGACUGACUGACCCUCUUUCCAAUGGAGGUUGCCAUUUCAAAUGUAACAACCUAUACAAGAUUCAUUCUAACCUUUAUUUUAGUAAUUACUUACGGAAAAGCGUAUGAUUAUAUCUCUGUAGUGCUGUCUGGAGAGCACAAAGAAUUGAGUUCAAUGAUAUGUACAUAUAAAUACAGUCUACACAGUACCGGUAUAUAAAGAUAGAUAUAUAUUUUGGAUGAGGGCAGGGAGGAGUAGCACAGAUGGUGCAUCUGCCUGAUCCCAAAACACCACCCUGCCUGUAGACCUUCACGCAUGCAUCCUUGUCCAUCCCCCAAAUUUCAAAUCGCUAUAAAGCCACAUUCUGUAGCCGCAUUUGUACAGGUCACUUUUGACGCACUCAAUUGUCUUUCUUGUCAUAACACGCAGUCGCUCACUCGGACAGACAGACAGACACCUACGUUUCCGAGAGGUGUGUGCUCGCAUCUUGCAUUCUGGGCUUGUCUCGUAGAUCAAGCGACAUAAGCCACGUUUCUUUGCACAGGAGCUAGCAUUAGCUUAAGAAGAGACGGGGGGAACUCUGACAGGGCCCGUGACGUUCAGGAAAGUCCUUCAGGGAAUUUAAGUGCUUUUGAAAGAAUGGUAGAUUAUUAACAACACGUGUCUCUCCCUAAACACUGAUUGUGAUUGAUAAUAAACCAGCCUCUUGUUUCUUA
Molecule: messenger RNA, 2632 nt
Organism: Syngnathus typhle (broad-nosed pipefish)
Lineage: Eukaryota; Metazoa; Chordata; Actinopteri; Syngnathiformes; Syngnathidae
Gene: socs5b
Product: suppressor of cytokine signaling 5b
Exons: 2
Coding region: 179-1870 (563 amino acids)
Biological process (GO): phosphatidylinositol phosphate biosynthetic process; intracellular signal transduction
Cellular component (GO): phosphatidylinositol 3-kinase complex
Molecular function (GO): 1-phosphatidylinositol-3-kinase regulator activity
Source: RefSeq, a predicted model, not a curated record